Messenger RNA from Nilaparvata lugens (brown planthopper), 4363 nucleotides. RefSeq names its product opsin, ultraviolet-sensitive. NCBI's taxonomy places the organism in Eukaryota, Metazoa, Arthropoda, Insecta, Hemiptera, Delphacidae. Gene Ontology annotation, cellular component: membrane. The coding region runs from base 1402 to 2901 and encodes 499 amino acids. The transcript has 5 exons. Gene Ontology annotation, biological process: visual perception; G protein-coupled receptor signaling pathway. Gene Ontology annotation, molecular function: G protein-coupled receptor activity. The record is from RefSeq and is a predicted model, not a curated record.
CAGUUCUGUGGACUCAGUCACUCUCAGUCAUUUCAGUUCAGUAGUCUUCCAGCCGUCGAGAAGAGCUCACGGACUGGACCACGUCGCGGCUUUCAUCUCUCAAUAACAAGCGCGUAAACAGUGGCAGGAAAUUCGAUGCAAUUCUCACGAAUAUUUCGUGAAAUCGCAUGCGAUGUGCGUGACAUCUCAACCAACUCUGUUUGUUGACUGGUGCUUUGGAAAAGUGUCGUAUUUUGGUAACUUGGAAGAACUGGAAAUCUAUUUUAAUUCUCCUCAACCCCCUCAAGGAGGAAUCGUAAAAACUGCAGAUUCGAUUCGCAGGAUAAGGAAUACAGGACUCACAUGGAAAAAUCAGAGUUGAAUCUUGUCGCAGCAAUUGUGCGGAUGAUUUGUGUGAAGCAAGCAGCCUUGGGGCACCAAUCAGCAGCUCCACCACUCCAAAUUGCUGACACGCUAUUAUUUUUGCUAUUUGCCGCUGUUCAAAAAGUGACUCGUCUACACAAAAUAAUGCAAUCCUCGCUCAAAGUGAAAUCAAACGUGUAGAGCUUCCCGAAUAUGUGCGCAAUUGUUGUACACAAGUAAUAGUAGCCUAUACGUAUCCGCUGGCAAUGUAACAGUGUAGGUGAAACCGAUUCGUGAGUUUGUAUCAGAAUCAAGUUAUUUCAGUAGAUAUCAUUGAAAGUGUAUUUCUCAUCCAAAGAGUGGAUUGUUACAAUUUUCAGUUUACUAUUUAUAUACAGCUAGUAGAUUUAGGGAGGGGGAAGUAUUUUCAUUUUCAUUUUUCAAGUGCUAUCCUAAGGGUUUGUGGUGGCAAUUAAUAUUCUAUGGUUGAACCGGUUAGGUGAUAGAUGAAAUGAGGAUACAUUAUUUAGAAACAAGUAAUUUGAUUUUCAUAAAUGAAGCUGCUCAUCAUAAAAGUUGGUUUCAGUAUUUUUUAUUUUAGGAUUGAACCAAAAAGGGGAUAGUCUGAACCAGUUAUUGAGAAAUUGUUCAUAAUUUGAUAAGUAGAAUUGUAAAAAAAAUAUUGUAUUCUCCAUUUUGGAAUGAGCUUGUUAAUGCUGUACCAAUAAUUGGAUAGCAUUCUACAUUGUAGGAUUGAAAUAGAGGGAAGUUUUUGUGAAAUUUAGGAAACAAGUCUUUCAAUUGAAGAGUGGACUUCCUUAUCCCAAAAAAGUGUUGCCCUCCCAAUAUUUGAAUGUAAUAGUAUUUCAAUGUCCACCGAUGGGGAAGUACUAGAUAUUGGGAUCCACUCCAUAUAAAGUUCAAUUUUGAAGUGAAGCUGAAAAUUUAUUACAUUUUCUGUAUUCAAAUACUUGAAAUCUGUAAUUAAAAUACAUUCAUUUUUAGUGCAAGUAUGACAUUUGGUUCAGAAAACUCCGAUCUUGAAAGUGAUCAUUCUUGAUGAGGCCCACAUUGAUGUCUACGAUGUCCUACGAGAACUCGACGCGAACCAUUUACAGUCUGAACUAUACGAACGAUCUCACGUCGUUGUUUGAGAACGGAACAGUGUCAAGAACUUAUCACAGAAAUCUAGGCUUUGAUGGCAAAACGGGGAGUGAUGGCGAGAGUGAGAUUUCGGACUCGGGUGACGGUAACGCCACCAAACUCGAACAAACGAUGGAACGCUUCAAGCAACUGUACCCGGUGGAAAGCUGGAAAAGCGAGGGCUUUUUCACGGACGAGUACCUCUACAUGAUAAACCCUCAUUGGCUGCAGUUCGACCCUCCCUCUCACACGGCGCACUACAUCCUGGCCGCCGCCUACUUCAUCGUCAUGACCAUUGGCGUGACGGGCAACUUUCUUGUGAUUUUCAUGUUUUUAAGAUGUCGUAGCCUAAGGACACCAGCCAACAUUCUGGUGGUUAAUCUAGCACUAAGCGACUGCCUCAUGCUGCUCAAGAUGCCAGUCUUCAUCUAUAAUAGCCUCUACUAUGGGCCUGCACUAGGUGCUGCUGGUUGCGUGGUGUACGGUUUCGCGGGCGGCCUGACAGGCACAGUGAGCAUAAUGACGCUAGCCGCAAUCGCGUUGGACCGCUACUAUGUGGUCGUGCAUCCGCUGAACCCGCUGCGACGGACGACCCGCACGCGUGCGCGACUUUCAGUCGCAUUCGUCUGGUGCUACGGCUGCCUGUUUGCGUCUCUGCCGCUGACGGGGCUCGGUCUCAACCGCUACGUCCCCGAGGGCUUCCUCACCAGCUGCAGUUUCGACUACCUCACUCCCGACCUGCUCGCCCGCGCCUUCAUACUCUGCUUCUUCUUUGCCGCCUGGGUGGUGCCCUUCUCCGUUAUCGCCUACUGUUAUCACGGCAUCCUCAAAGAGGUGACAAACACAAGCAACGUGUCGUCACGGCGCGGCCAAGAGCAGGAGAAGCGGCGCACAGAGCUGCGUCUCUCGUUUGUGGUGGUUGGCAUCAUUGGUUUGUGGUUCGUGGCGUGGACACCGUACGCCGUCGUGGCGCUGCUGGGCAUAUUCGGCUUCGGCGACGUCAUCACGCCACUCGGCAGCAUGCUGCCUGCCCUGUUCUGCAAGUCAGCAAGUUGCAUUGACCCGUUCAUCUACGCGGUGACCAACCGGCGGUUCCGAGUCGAGUUCUCCAACCUCUUCCACCCGACCAGGCGCUACACCAAGUCGACAAGCUACUACAGCCGAGCCAUGUUCUGGCAUGCUGAUGCCGCCACCAGGGUGUCCUCGUUGAUGGUCAAGAGGAAGGAGUCGAUGAGCGGUGAGGACGACGAUGACCAAUUCCAGGAGCUGCAGGCGUGUCGGCUGGCCAAACGCAAGGUGUGGUUGCAGAAGAACUGGCACCCGGCCGCCACUGAGAUCACCCGCUGUGCUAGUCUGCAGUACUCCACCAACCAUAUGGGCAUACAUGCAGCUGAACCCAAGUCCAGUCCUUUAUGAGGCUAUUCACAUCCUUCUCAUUUUAUAUUUUAUUAUAUUUGUUGAAUUGAUUUGUAAUCCAUCAUAUACUUCUGUGCAACCACACUUGUGUGUAAUGUGUGAAGAGAGUAAACAUUUUUCUUCAAAUGAAUUUAAUGGCAAUGAGAUCAAACACUGUGCCUACCAUCUGGGCAUAGAUAUAGACUGAAUCAAAAUCCAGUACUAAUUGAGCUUUUACUUCCUGUUCCUACAUUGUAUUGAAAAUUGAAAUGCAUGACUAUUCCAGAACUGAUACGAUUGGCCAUGUACAUAUUAGUACAGAUUUUGGUGCAACAUUUCAUUAAAAUUUGAACAGAUAGCCUAUAUGACUGACAUUCCUGAGCAUUCUUCACAUUCAAUAGGAUCAUAAUUUAUAGCUCUUCUAAAACAAAGUUUAUAGUGGUGCACAAGUCACGGAUGGACUGACUGAUUAAUACAAAUCCUAUAUUCUAUUCCAAAAUAAAAUGAAAAAAGCUACAGGAAACCAAUUAUGUUGAUUCAUUUUAUAAAACUUGUGUUCACAACCAGUAAUUUUCAGAAUUUCAGUUACCGUAUUUAUUUCAAUUAAAAACUAAAAAAAAUUGAAUAAUAUAAAAAUACUUUACAGAAAGAGUGCAUUGAACAAUCAACUUCCACUUGAUAUCUUGAAGCAUAUAACGUUUUUUUGUUGGGACAAACACUUCAUCCCAAUAUUGCUUUCUUUGUCAGAAAAUAUACGUAACUUACCGUACUUAACAGUUUUCACUUUCAGAAUCAGUACUAUUAGUGAAUUUCUCCAAUGACAAUUUUUUAAUUUUAAAUUUAUAAAUGUUAUGUUUGUCUCUCAUUACCACUCAUGUAAUGUACAAUAUUAAGCUUUAUGUCUAAGUAGUAAACUAUUUUCUAUGUAGCCUAUUAACCAGACACUUUGUGAAAGAGUAGAAGUCAUUUUAACAUACUACCCAGAACUCUAAUAAAAAUCUAGUCAAUUUGAAGUAUGAUGAGAGUUUUUCACAAGUUCUAGCAUAUUAUUGAUCUCGUUUUAAUGUUGAUUUAGGCUACAUAGAUUUCUAUGACUGUUAAUUAUAAUUUGAUUUUUGAUGUGUAGUAUAAAUAUUGUUUAUAUUUGAAGUAUCAACAAUGCAUAGGCUAAUAUUAACAAACUUACAUGGUUAAGUCGAACAUUAUUGUGAAUUUCCUACGCUGUUAGUUUUUUAUUAAGAUUUUUAUUAAGUUUACGAAUUACUCUUUAAAUUAAAAAAUGUAUAAAAAAUUAUUAUUUGUGGCACCUUUUGCAUUGUACAGUGCUAGUUUGAUAUUUUCAACAGAUUGACAGUUUGUCUUUGUGAGCACGAUAAGCACUUAUUAUUGUUGUUUCCAAUCAAUUUUAAAUUAAUUGUUGCUAAGUUAAUAUACGGUAGUCAUGUUAUUUAUGUAAAAAUAUAUUUUUCAUUGUAACACCAAA